GCAGAUGUGUCGCAGAUUUUGUAAAGUCACCGGACGCGCAGGAAGCAGCCAGCAGCACCGGGAGGCGGCUCCGCACCGAUGGGCCGUUAAAGUGCCGGGACGGGUCCGGAGGGGGGGGGCGGAGGGGGGGUCACGCUAGCUCGGCUCGCGGCGGCUUCAAAGACGCCACUUUGACGGGAGGCGGCGGCGGCCGCGCGCGGAGAUGGAGCUGUCAGCGAUCGGAGAGCAAGUGUUCGCCGUGGAGUCGAUCGUCAAGAAAAGAGUUAGAAAGGGGAACGUGGAGUAUCUGCUGAAGUGGAAAGGAUGGCCUCCAAAGUACAGCACCUGGGAACCGGAGGAACACAUCCUGGACAAGCGCUUGGUGCAGGCCUACGAAGAAAAAGAAGAAAGAGAGCGAGCUCUGGGUCACAGGAGAAAAGGCUCCAAAGCCAAACGACCCCUGCAGAACACCGUCUACACGAUGGACCUCCGCAGCGCUCACAGACCCCCGGAGAAGCCGGCGCCCCGCCUGCGCCUCUCUCUGACGCGCUCUCUGCCCUCGGAGGACGAAGACCCCACUUUCGGCGCCUGCCGGCGGAGCUUGCACCGGAAGAGCAAGCAGAGGUCGCAGAUCAGGUGCCUUAGCUCGAGUUCUUCAAGCUCCACCCCAGAUGACUGGGAGGGGGAGGAGGAGGAGGAGGAGGAGGAGGAAGACGUCAUAGAGGAUGAUGAGGAUAAAGAAGACGAUGGGGUUCAGAAGGAGACGGCAAAGACAAUUGAAGGCACUUUAAAUGGUAACGGGAGGACCGGAGACUGGAGCGCCGCCGCCGGGCCGGAGGAGCCGGCUGCACCGGAGGGCGCCUGGAGACCCCCUGUCGGUCCGGGACAGGUGACGGUCACCGACGUCACCCUCAACUGCCUCACUGUGACUUUCAGAGAAUCAAGAGUGGCCAAGGGUUUCUUCAGAGACUGUGAGCCGGAGGUCUGAGUGCAGUGGGCCGCAUGGCGGCGGCGGCGGCAGCGGGAGGAGGACAGUGGAGGCACUGCCGGCCGGAGCUGGAGGCACUGAGACGAUCUCAGGAGGCGAACGCUGGCUGAGGGAGUUUCUUUCCCUCCGAGCACCAUCUCUCUCUCUCUCUCUCUCUCUGCGCUCGUUCAGCUCGGUGAGCCGUUUGUUUACAUGCACAGAGUCACCUGAAUAGAAACCCAACUCCAGGUGAUGUCGGUCAGAUCACAGGACUGACGAGUUUUGCCUCACGCCCCGUUUACACAACAGUGUUUCAAGUGAAAACACAUCAUUUUUACAUUAGUUUUAAUGAAGUGCUGCAAAUGAUGUAGUUUUCAUGUUGGACAACGAGGGAGUGUUUCAUUUUUUAGGAAUGAAACCACACAUAAAAGCAUGUAAAGAAGAAUACGCUUUAGACAUUAACAAUGGAAACAAGUAUUAAGUCGUGUAAAUGGAGCUAUAAAUGGCCUUUUGACUUAAACAGGGAUGUAACGGUUUAUCCUCGACGAGCCCCUUCAGAAGGUUUACCACGAAGGAAACAAUCAAUCGAGUGCUAAAUGCAAACUCUUAUUGGAACUAACAAUAUUUUCUCCCCAAAAGCAAAAGUAGCAGCUGUAAUAGUGACAGAUUUGGUGCAAUAAGCUGGAUCGGGAUUGGGGAUGAUUGCAGCUGCAGUAACAGGCUGCAGUGAGCAACACUGAGGAACGGUGAGAAAGUACUGCUGUGCUCUUACUCUCAUCAUGUAUCGCAGCAACUGUCAGGAAGCUUGUAAUUUGACACCAGUCUCACCAUUUUGCUUAACUGCUCACUCAUGGGUGAGACUUGUGUGGCAUGAUGGUCAAUUCAAGCUGCAUGUCAGCAGUUUAGAAGCAAAACCAGCCGGCCAAUCAGGAGCCGGCUGGCUCACAGGUGGGAUUAAAGAGACAGUGUUGUAUUUUUGAGACGGAUUCCUUCCAAAGCUGCUGCAAGGCUCCAUAAUGUAAAAGACAAAACACGAUAAACCCCUUUAAAAAGCACUGAAAUGCAGAUUAUUUAAAUGCAGGUGAAAAUCUGCAGGUAGACAAGUCUUCCUCCAAGCAAACACAAGCAUGAUCAUGAUAAAAAGGGUUUAUUUGAUACCAAAGUGUUGAAUAAAUGUCUUGCAGGUUCAGUUUGCAGGAGUGAGCAGCCUCUAGUGGUGAAUUCUCACACUGCAACAACAAAACUCUCUUUUUCUCUUUUCCAAUCCAGUCUUGUUUCAGUGGGAGAAUCGUGCCAGUAGGCUUCCUCUAAAGCAAGUGUUUGGUUUAUUUUGAUAAAUAGAUGCUGACAAAUCUUUAAUAGUGCAUUUAUUUCACUUGAAUCAGUCAUGUUGAAAAAAAACAAAACAGUAAUAAUUAUGUUUGCAUGUGACAGUGGCCUUUCUUCAAGGUUAUUCCCAGUCACAUUUCCAUGAAUACAGGAGAAGGAAGACGCAGUAACAUGUAGCACACUCAUUGUUUAUAAUGUAUGCUUACUUUUGUAAAGUUCCAAGAGGAAAAUCCUUAUUUUCUACAUGUAUUGGGAAAAAAAAUUGAUUUAAAUAAAACAUUCAAAGUAGUUCAGAAAUCACAAUGUAAUAAAAUUCAAUCCACGUUAAGUAUUGACUUUUUGCUCCUCCAAACCUUAUUGUGAUUGUCUAAAACUCUCCUGGUGGGACAGCGAACCGUGCGGAGCAGAGAACGAGUCCUCUGUGCAUGUAAACGCAGUCACACACUUAUUGUACAUACUCUAGACUACAGUGUGGUGUUGGUCCAAUACUAACAUGCAGUGCUGUCCCUGUAAUCUGUAACCAUGUAGACAGCUACAACUGUACAAAACGUGUCUUACCUCCUUCCUCAACUCUUCAUCUCGACACCUUUAGCCCGCCGCUCCAGUGAAAAACUGUACCGGACUCAGAAACUGAGGGAGACUUGAUAACAGAAUGUAUCAUGAAAUUGCACUGUGUUUGCUUUCUUUCUUUUUUUUUCUUCUUCUUUUUGCAGAAGCUCAUCAUCUAUACCAGUGUUAAGUAGCUUUCAGUGGGAUUAUUUCCAGGAUACGUGCUCCUGUCUCCGUCCGGCUAAUGCAGCCGGUCUCCCAUCAGUCUACAUAUCAUUUAAACCGCGUUAAGGAUGAACGAUGGUGACUCGUGAAACGUCUCUGUGCAGGAGCCGCAGGGAAUGGAAGUGCCUCGUGAUGUGUUGUUUCCCCAGUUUGUUCGUUUUGUUUGUUUAUGGGGGCUUGAUGUCCCGCUCUGGGGUUCAUGGAGUGCUGCAGGAAUGACAGAAGUUAGCAUCACCCCAGUUCCCUCUUCAAAACGAUUCUUAAAUCGGUUUUCAUAUUUUCUGGAAAAAGUUACACAUUUCACUCAGCAAAAUAUUAAUGGACACAGAUUUCAUGCCUCAGAAGUAAGAAGUCCAUGCAAGGCUGCAAGAGAAUCACAAAACGUUCAAGGACAGCUCAGACUGAUGGUUAUUUAGGAUUUGGGUGAAUUUGGAGCGAUGUUUGGAAACGGUUCAGAGUUUUGCUCCUCUUUUUGAAUGUGUUUUAUUAAAGUUUAACAUCAACAGGCAGAUGAAGAGCAGAAGACAAUAUUCUGCAAAAUAUUACUGACUUACAAUAAUACUCUGAAAUAUCCCAUGUAGUAGCAAUUGCCUUUUUUAAGGCUGUAAAAAAUCUAAUUCUCUUAUGUCUGGGUUUUCAUGCACAUUCCCGCUUCACUACACACACACAAACACACACACACAGACGUACCAGGAGGGCGAACUGAAAGGACAAAUGGAAGAAAUGUAUUUUUUGUGAUUAUUUUUCUACAUUGACCUGAAUGUAUAUUUAUUCUUAUUUGAAGAUAUCUGUGUAUUUGAUGACUGAAGAGGAUAGUUUUUAUACUGUUUGUGAUACCCACCAAGUUGUUGAUGCAUCUUGUUCUGUAUAUACAACACACACACACACACACACACACACACACACACACACACACACACACACACACACACACACACACACACACGAUUGCCUGAUGUGGUCCCUUGCUGCGUUGGUUUACCACUGAAGAAACAGAUUUGCACUUUAAUGUAACGUAACCCUGCACAUUACCUGCUCUGGUCUAUGAGUGUGUGUAGAAUUAUUUCUAUGGUAGCACACAAAUAAAUGUUACUUGUGUUUAAUGUCA
Messenger RNA from Salarias fasciatus (jewelled blenny), 4157 nucleotides. RefSeq names its product chromobox homolog 7b (gene cbx7b). Bases 203 to 967 code for a protein of 254 amino acids. The record is from RefSeq and is a predicted model, not a curated record. Gene Ontology annotation, biological process: negative regulation of transcription by RNA polymerase II. Lineage: Eukaryota; Metazoa; Chordata; Actinopteri; Blenniiformes; Blenniidae. The transcript has 6 exons. Gene Ontology annotation, cellular component: PRC1 complex.